CGUAAGCAUUACCCCUUACUCUCAUUUUUUGGCUGACAAUUUAAUUUGCACAUGCAAUACAGGUCUCUGCAAGAACAUGGGAAAAGUUGAAGUCAUAUCAUCAUGUGUUGUUCGAACAGCAACCAAUGAAAUUUCGAUGCCCAGAUUGGAGCUAACUCCAUGGGAUUUGUCACUGCUUCUACUUGAUCCUAUUCAAAAAGGGAUUCUCUUUUACAAGCCUAAAUCCCAAGAUUUCCAGACCAUCAUUCAUCACCUGAAAACCUCACUUUCUCGCACACUAGACUUCUUUUCCCCACUCGCCGGCCGUCUUGGCACCACUCAGAACGAUGACAACACGACGUGUUUCUUUGUCGACUGCAACAAUGCAGGAGCUGAGUUUACACAUGCAAUUGUCGAUGCGGUGUCGGUAUCAGACAUCGUGGGGCCGACGUACAAACCCCAAAUAGUGUCUUCUUUUUUCCCUCUCAAUGGAGUUGCCAAUUGUGAAGGCGUUUCCAUGCCUUUGGUGGCGGUGCAAGUCACUGAGCUCGUGGAUGGCUUCUUCAUAGGCUGCACUGCGAAUCAUGCUGUAAUAGAUGGGACUUCGUUCUGGCAUUUCAUCAACACUUGGUCCGAGAUAUCCCGUGGUCUGGAGACGAUAUUGAAAACCCCUGUUUUUGAACGUUGGUUUCCUACAAAUAUUUCCAAUGAUAAUCGCCUCAUCCCUCUUCCUCCAUUAGAUAAAAGUCUUUUGCAAAGCUUCGUUCCACCUCCAUUAGUCGAGAGGGUUUUCCACUUCAGCAGAGAAAGUGUGGCGAAGCUCAAAGCCAAGGCCAAUGCAGAAGCAGGCACUGAUAAAAUCUCCUCUUUGCAAGCACUCUCAGCUCAUUUAUGGCGAAGCGUCAUUCGUUGCCGAAAUCAACUAAGUAUUCAGAAGGUAAACAGCCAAGAAGUUGAUCUGGUUUUUGUAGUUGGUACAAGAUCAAGAAUCCCUUUGCCGGAUAGCUAUUUUGGGAACGCAGUUCAUAUUGUUAAAACUGUAGCUAAUGAGGGUGAGCUCUUGGAGAAUGGACUGGGCUACGCCGCGCUGAAGGUCAAUGAACUGGUUGCUCAGCAGCUUAAUCUUGUGGAAGAAUGGGUGAGAAAUCCCAAGAUAUUCAACAAGGGAACGCUUUAUAAUUUUGCUAUCACCAGUUCGCCUCGGCACAAUGUAUACAGCGCCGACUUUGGGUGGGGGAAACCGAUUGCUGUGAGAAGCGGAAAAGGGCAAAAAGGUGACGGGAAGAUGACGCUUUUCCCCGCGGCGGAACCCGGUGGCAUUGACGUUGAAGCUUGCUUAGCGCCGGCGACGUUGAAGGUGAUGGAAGCUGAUGCAGAGUUCAUGGACGCUGUCACAAUUUGAAUUGGACAAUGGCUAUAAACUAGCCAUUCUAUUAACUAGUAUGUUGCCUGGCAUGGUUUAGUUUUCAAUUGUUUUGGUUGAUAUUUCGCAAUUUGAGAAUCGAUUUGCUGUUUUCCGUUCUUCGUUUCAGUUUCAAUAUUUGGGAGGUCAAAUGUUAAUUCUAUUGUCUGCAAGCGUUUUCGAUCAUUUGGAAUGUAAUUGUCGCUAAAAUUGAGAAUUGAUAUGUAACAUAUACACUAUGCACGGAAUGUAUAUUUCUUUUUG
Sesamum indicum (sesame) is the source of this 1645-nucleotide messenger RNA. Its product is annotated as putative acetyltransferase At3g50280. NCBI's taxonomy places the organism in Eukaryota, Viridiplantae, Streptophyta, Magnoliopsida, Lamiales, Pedaliaceae. The record is from RefSeq and is a predicted model, not a curated record.